ACAUGCGAGCCUCACACAGCUCAGUUGCCGGAUGUACGCCGACAGCUUGGCACUUCACAUCGCCAGCUUGAUGAAAGUCUAGAUAAAUUGGUGCAAGUUUGCCAUUCAGCUUCUGGUGUGGUACUAUCUCCUCAACAAGAGCAGCAACGCCUGAAGUUCGUGAGCUCCAUAUCUGGAGCCCAGAGCAAGCUGGACACAGCCGAGCAACAGAUGAAGAAGCCGGUUGUAGUCCAGCAGCUGCAACAAGCAGACGGUGCAGCCUUACAGCAGCAACUGUCCCGUCGCCUGGCGCAGCUCAACGCGGCCAUUGCAGCACUAGCUGCCGCUACCACAGAUGGCAAGAACCCAGACUACCCGGCAGCAGAGCGGGCAGUCACCACAGUAAUCGAGUUAAUGCCAGAAAUCGUCCAAGACUCCCACAAGAUAUGUUCUACGAAGGAGCCAGCUGAACAAGCAGCCAUGAUGCAGGAGCUUAGAGAACUGUGUGAAACCAGUCGCAUUAUUUGUGAUAGUGCUGGACAUCCUAUUAAACUAAACGAAGCUACCGCAAGGCUGGCGGAUGCUUCUAGUAAGCUACUCCACAUUGUCAGUCCUGAUGACAAACACCCAGGAGAUGCUACCCGUGGACCAAAACCAGCGGUACAGCCUCGCAAGCCGGCAGUACCAGUGCGAGACCCCAAGCAUACCGUGGCUAAAGCAGUGCAAUCUGGACAGACACCUGACGCACAGAGCUUCCUUGAUGCCAUGCGUGCAGAGGAAUCUGGUGGUCAAUUAGGAGGUCACGUCAAAUCAUCGAAAACUGCUGAGGAAGAGAAGCUUGCACACAAGCAGUUCUCAGAAAUGAUUGAGAAUGCUGAAAGGGGACUUAAAUCUGCAGAGGAAGGGCUCCAAGUGCUAUAUAAAGCUAAGAACGUGACGAUAGCUGGUCAGACCCUACCGGCUUUGGAGGUGGUUAAGAGAGAACAGCACAUGGAAGAUACCCUCGCGAAGGCAGGAAUCGAAGUGGCUGCACUGGUUUCGGCUAAUUAUGCAGACAAGCUGGACUACAAAGCUGCAAUGCAGCCCACUUUAUCACUCACAGAAUGUGUCAGGAGUGUCGUCAAUGAUGGCAGCGCAAUCUGUACUUCUAUGUCUGAUGAGGCUCGCAAGAAGUUCUUGGAGGACAUGAUCGGUCUCUGCCAAUCGACCAAAAUCCUUUGUGACAUUGCAAAGUCGGAGAAGGAAAAACUGAACGACGCGGCCAUAGUGUUCGGAGACCAGUCCGUCAAACUGUUACGUGUGGUCAGCUGUAAUGUGGACCCUGCCCUGGAGAAAGAGGCGAUAUCGCGAGCUAAAGCAAUAGGCGAUGCUGCAUCUAGGCUAGCUCUGGAAGCCACGAGCUUGGCCAGUAGCACUAGUGAGGCAAACAAUCCCGGGACCGCGGACUCGCAAGUCCGGGAUAUUUGUGCUGCCGGCACUAGCUGCGUCGACUCCGCCGGGAAACUCGUCUACACUGCUAAGCUUAUCGCGCCGACAAUUCACCACGAAACCUGUCAGGAUGCCCUGGUAUCCUCAGCAGAUAGCCUGUCAUCAUCUCUUACUACCUUCACCAACACCCUGGCUCCUCUGGCUUCCACCCAGCAUCCUAAUGUCCAAAAACUGUUGGGAGAAGCUGGUCAUCUUGAGAAACUGGUAGAAAAGUUGAGGAAAGAUGUAAGGGCUGGUAAACUUGGCAAGAGGAAGGAGGUAGACCCUGUUGUGGACCUGGACUUCCCCUUGAGGAAUUUGACUCAGAAGAUCAUUGACAAUGCUAAGAACAUGGUACGAGACGAAACUAUGAGCUCGCAGACCAAGAAGGAAUACACAAAUUACUGCGGCAAGCUGGAAGAGGCUCUGCGCGCUCUGGACCUGGCGAACGCGCGGUACCAACGAGCUCCUCAUGACAUAAACAAACGUAAUGAAUUCGAGAUGACGAUCGACGAGCUGCAGAUGACGGUGCUGCAGUCCAGACCUGCUAAAGCUGGACAGGAACAGAACAAUAUUGUGGACUUCAGGGACUUCUUGCAAGACCUAGUAAAUGAAGCUGGAGACCUUCAGAAGACGGUCAGGAAGAAUGAGGGACCUAUAGGCAAGAGGACCAGUGAGGACAUCACUAUGCUCUGCAGUAAGAUUAGCGAGGAUGCGUCGAGGUUGUUGAACCCGAACGAUAACUUCGGUCAGAGUGUCACUGUUAUGAACACCGUCGAUGAUAUUCUUGAUAUCGACUUGUUUGGACAGGAGUGUGAUACUUUGGUAAAGGAGAUAAACAACUCGAUCCAAGGCGUUCAGGAUCAAAAGACUAAACAGGAGCUCCUGGCCAAGUCACUGCCGAUGUUGGAGAGCUGCCAUUUGCUAAGAUUCGCAGCAAAGAGUCAUAUAAUGGCGACCCAGAGCACAGCAUAUAACGAGAUUAUGCAAAACCUGGACCACUUCAAGAGUACCACGAUGAGCACGUUGGCUGAGGAAGCUGCCAAGAACAGCGUCAAGCAAACCAAGUCAUACGCGAGUACCCUGGGCUCCCAGUGCUGCCUGGCCCGCGCCAGCUCGCGGCUGGUGGCGGCGGGGCAGCGCGCCGCGCGCGGGGAGCCGCACGACCUCGUGCGCGCCGUCACACACUAUGCAGUCUCCAGCGCUGCUGGACCUCCUGCGAUGAUGAUGGCACAAGAUUACGAAGCCCCGAAAGUGAUGGAACAAGUUGAGCAAGUCCCUGAACAUUUAACGCCCAAGGAACAAGUCGAAGAAGUACCUUUGGAAUUGGCGGAACAUGUCGUUAAGGAGAAUAUAUACACAUCGAAUUUAAGUAGAAUAGUGGAUUUGACAGACAGGAUUACAAGUGCUUGCACAUUGAGUAGGAAUAUAGCGGCCUACGAACCCAACCAAAAAGCAAGCAAAUGUCUAAAGGAACUUAAUGAGCUGGACUACAAGCUCUACCCAAGGAAGGUAUCGACCCAGGUACUGAACAGCGACGAUAUUGAUAGGCUGCUGCUAUGCCCACGAGAAACUGUAGAGGGCACUCCCAAGCAACUGGAAGAGAAGCUGCAGCAGUUGUCGUCGAAGCUGAGUUCGAUGGGCAGCACGGUGGUGCUGAGCGUGAGCACCCCGAGCAGCCUGGCGCGCAGCCUGCACGCCGCGGGGCAGGCCGCCCUGCAGCUCGCCAACACUGCACGCGCAUUGGCUGAUAGAAAGAGACCAGCUCAAUGUAAACUGAUCGAGGAUGCUGCACAUGAGAUGUGUCUUUCUACCUACAGCCUGAUGAAGACUUCUGAACUAGUCUGUCAGGAACCAAAUCAUCACGACUCCAAGAGGAAGCUGCUGGAAGCGUGCCGUCAUCUCAACGACUCCAUCAACAAACUGGUGCGUAGUACAGGUACGGGGCAGAAGACGACGGUGGGGCGUGCAUGCGGCGAGGCAGGGAGGAGCCUGGCGCUGCACCGCGGCAUGCUGCAGGCCGCGCCGCGCCCGCCCGCCGCCUCGUCCUACGCACUCAGUCUGCACACCAUGCACUCGCAACUGGACGUGCUCAAAAAGCUGAACAGUGAUGAGGCGAUGUCUCGCGAGGAGUUCUUGAAGAGCAUGAACUACGCAGUGAGUGCCGUCAACAACAGUGCGGAGUGCGCUGCUCAGGCUGCCUACCUGAUAUCAGUAUCAGACCAAGAUAAGUCAAUUGGUCUGAAGGGCCCGGUGGACGUAGGCAAGCUGCAGAAGACUAUUCAAGCAGUCGAAGACACCUGCAUCUCUAUAAUCAUCACUAAUGAUGAUAUACAGGUAGCAGAAGAGAAGAAGACUCUCAAGAGCCAAAUGAAGGAUCUGGAGGACACCAUGAUGGACGCCAUUGAGAAGACCAAGGAAGGAGAACUGAAAGAGAUGCUGAAAGAGUGCACUAAUGACCUGCUGAACUCUCAUAAUAGGCUGGAGGAAGCCAUAGAAUAUGAAUUUGAAAACAAGGUGGUGAUAACAUCAAAGGUAGCAGAUUUGAUGCACGACGUGAGCAAUGUUGCCUCCUUGGUGGAACACCCUGAUCUGGUGCCAGUCGCCACUGAAAUCUCUGCUGAUACCCAGAAACACGUUGACGAGAUUGUCAAGAAUUCACUCACACUUCUGUCGAACACGGAGGAGCUGGUGAAACAAGUGAAGGCGGCCCCUGAGGAGCCGGAGACCAUGAAGUGGGUGAUGUUCAACAAGAGGAAGGAUGUACUGGAUGCCUUCGAGAACCUUCUUAGGAGUGUCAAGUCCAGUGGACAACGUGUCAAUCUUCUAGAAGCUGCAGUUGAGGAACCAGAGGAAGACAAGAAGAGUUAUGUGGAAACACAGUUCGACUUAGCAUCCAAAUGGCUUUCGAAGCCGAUGUGCAAGCCGGAGGUGAAGUCGAAGGGACAGGAGGCAGUGCGCAACCUCGUGGACGUCGCUAAUAAGGUGGCAGAGGAUCUGCAAGGCUCUGACAAGGAAGACAUGAAGAACCUGAUAGUGGAAACUGAACAGCUGCUUAUGGAAUGCAGUCAGAAAUAUGACCAGGAACUGUACAGUGUGUUACUGGAGCGGGUUCGAGAGCUGAAAAAGGGAGUGUCGCGAGGAGUGGUCUCCAAGUUGGUGCAGGACUUUAUGCAGGCUGAGGAACCUCUGGCUGACCUCGACCUCAUCGCUGAGUAUGAGCAGGACGAGUCCAAGCGCAAGUUUAUGCUGGAGAAGAAGAUAGCAGAGCUGCUGGCCCAGCUGGGCAGGGUCACCGCCACCGCGCGCCUCGUCGCACACACACACGCACACCGCGCGGACGACAUCGGCCACUGCAGCCAGCAGACCGAGUUGCUAGCGCCGAUGCUUGUGAAAGCUGCUCAGGAAAGGAUUACACGUCCUGAUGACAAGGCUGUAAUAGAGAACUAUAAAUCGCUGCUGGCCAAAUAUGUGGAGUCGAUGUCCAAGAUUCGAGACCUGUGCGACCAAUCUGUUGAUCCCAUGGAGUUCGUGCAGACAGCUGGUGAGACGAUAGAGCGCAUGCGUGAGGAGUCCUCCACACAAAACGACCCGCUGCACAAUGCACACACAUCGACCGCCAUCUCCAAACUAGCCAACCGAGUGAUCCACGUGGGCAUGUCGUCGAGCACGGCGCGGCGCGACCCCGAGCUGCAGCGCGCGCUGGCGGCCGCGCAGCACCAGCUGGCCGCCGCCACGCCCGCGCCGGACACGCGCGCCAGCAAGAUGCCAGACUUCAAGGACACUACCGCCAGGAUUCUACAAGCCACGGAAGAAGUGGAGUCCCUACUGUGUGGAGAGACCAUCUUCAAGCAACAGCCCACGCAGGACCAACCAAUCUUUAACGAAGCAAUGAACCUGCACGUGGCUAUCCGCGACUGGUCGUCCCGUGACAACGAGAUCGUGGCUGUCGCCAAGCGUAUGGCAGUCCUCAUGGCUAAACUCUCCAACUUCAUGAAUAACGACAAGCAACGCGAAGUGCUGGCGACGUCAAAGUCGAUAGUGUUGGAGUCCCAUGAGGUGGCACGCCUCGCCAAGAAACUAGCGCACGAGUGUACUGACCAUAGGAUCAAGACGAACUUGCUGCAAACCUGCGAGAGGAUCCCUACCAUCAGCGGCCAGCUCAAGAUGUUGACUACUGUCAAAGGAUUCUCACUUGGAAGACAUGGUACCCAGGAAGAUAAGGAGGCGAUGGACAUGCUCAUACAAGACGUAGUGAAGGGCGCAGCGAGUGCCUCAGUGAAGAUAAUGUCACAACGCGGGCCUCGUAUGAAGUGGGUGCGCAAGACUGUCUACUGAGACCCCUAGUAAUUACAUAGCGUUAAGUCUUGACACGAAUUAUUAACAUUCCAUUUAUUAAGAUAAAAUGAAUGAAAGAUACAAUUUAGGCGUUAUAAAUAGCUUGUUGCAGAAUUAUGGCAUUGUCAUAUACAUAUAUGGCAUUGUCAUACUCAUAUAUGGCAUUGUCAUAUUCAUAUAUGGCAUUGUCGUACUCAUAUAUGGCAUUGCCAUAAUUCACCUGUGCCAUAAUAAAGUAAAUUGUCGAUAGAGGUAUCAUAAUAUGACACUGUCAUAUAAUUAUGUAUAUCACUGACAUAACGACAAGCUGUUUAUAUAAUUCAAUUGCCUAAAAUUUAUAACCAAAUAAUAAUAUAUUUAGAUUUUAAACUGAAGUGUAUUUUUCUACUUUUAUUAAUGCAUUUAAUUACAAGCUUCUUUUAUAAA
Messenger RNA from Spodoptera littoralis (African cotton leafworm), 6210 nucleotides. The record is from the annotation of a GenBank genome assembly. Lineage: Eukaryota; Metazoa; Arthropoda; Insecta; Lepidoptera; Noctuidae.